This is a messenger RNA of Psylliodes chrysocephalus, 1045 nucleotides long. NCBI's taxonomy places the organism in Eukaryota, Metazoa, Arthropoda, Insecta, Coleoptera, Chrysomelidae. The record is from the annotation of a GenBank genome assembly.
GUGACUAAUGGAAUGUUAUUAUUUGAAACACUAAACAAAAAAUAUCUUUCGUUGUAGAAGAACAUAGAACAUGAAUCAGAAUAGUUCCGUGCAUUCUGCAUUGGUAAUUUUUUAAUAUCGCUUGUUCGGUGUAUACAUCGCAAGAAUGCGUCUACAUCGGGUUCUCUCAAUAAUUCCUUAUCGCUUAUCUAUAUUGUCCCAAUAAAAUGAUAAGAAAAUGACAUACGAUAAAAUAACCGACCAAAAAUUUUAGUUACAUGAGCAAACGGUAAAGGUGUGCAAAUAUUGUUAUUGAAGUGAAUUAUUGACUGUUCCUAAAUGUAAUAAAGUAAUGAAAUAACAAUAACAGUAAAGAAUGAAGAGUAGUAAACAAUGUCUACCGCAAAUACGAUUAGAAUAACGGUGGUUGGUGAUGGUGAUACUGGAAAGACAUGCAUGUUGAUAGUGUAUAAAGAUAAGAAAUUCGAUGACAGAUACGUUCCUACUGUGUUUGAUGUUUACUCUAUGAAUAUUCCCAUCAAUGGUGUAGAAUACAAAAUAAUAUUGUCAGAUACAGCUGGACAAGAAGAUUUUGAUAAACUUAGGAGACUAGCUUAUAAAGAUGUUGACGUAUUUAUUGUAACGUAUGCAGUUAAUGAAAGGACUUCUUAUGAAAAUGUGUUUCUAAAAUGGGCACCAGAGUUGAGGAGGUUUGCUCCUAAAGCCAAAAUCAUAGUAGCAGGUACAAAAAGGGACUUGCGAACAGAUUCGAGGACUCACGUCAGGCUCGAAGAAGGCGAAGUAUUAGCGAGAGACAUCAAUGCACAUGGGUUUAUAGAAAAUUCCUCAAAAACUAUGAGUUUUAUUGACGCGACUUUUCAAAUGGCUAUUUCGUCUGUUAUAUAUGAUCAAAAUUUUCUCAAAAACAAGAGAAAGAGCAACUUUUGUACAUGUUUGUAAAUAUUAAUUAACAUUUUUUUUGUAAUCUACUUAUCAUGGUGCUUAAUCUUAAGAGGUUGAUAUAAAAUUUUGUAUCUCCAAGAAUAUCGUCCAUUUGACAUUGAAA